Messenger RNA from Saccostrea echinata, 4201 nucleotides. Its product is annotated as isoleucine--tRNA ligase, cytoplasmic-like. Gene Ontology annotation, molecular function: ATP binding; isoleucine-tRNA ligase activity; aminoacyl-tRNA deacylase activity. The coding region runs from base 130 to 3960 and encodes 1276 amino acids. The transcript has 29 exons. Gene Ontology annotation, biological process: isoleucyl-tRNA aminoacylation. Lineage: Eukaryota; Metazoa; Mollusca; Bivalvia; Ostreida; Ostreidae. The record is from RefSeq and is a predicted model, not a curated record.
CUUCCGGUACACAUGUUUUUUACCGGUACGAACUGAUGCAACAUUUGUGAAAGUAUUCUUCAGUUGUCUGGCUUUGCGAUGGUCUAUUUUUCGUAAAAUUCUAAGAAUUAUCAGUGACAAAUACCUGAAAUGGCACAGCCUGUACCUUCCACAAAUAUAAGUUUUCCAGAUGAGGAGGAAAAAGUCCUUAAGUACUGGAAAGAGAUUGAUGCCUUUCGUACAUCAUUAAAGCAGUCAAAAGGGAAACCAAGGUACACAUUUUAUGAUGGACCACCAUUUGCCACUGGACUGCCUCAUUAUGGACACAUCCUAGCAGGAACAAUAAAGGACGUAGUUACCCGCUGGGCUCACCAGACGGGUUUCCAUGUGGAGAGAAGGUUUGGAUGGGAUUGUCAUGGUCUCCCAGUGGAAUACGAGAUUGACAAAACAUUAGGGAUCAAGGGGCCAGAAGAUGUGGAGAAAAUGGGAAUAGCAGCUUACAAUGCUGAAUGUCGCAAAAUUGUCAUGAGGUAUUCUGCGGAGUGGGAGGAGAUUGUUACCCGCCUUGGACGCUGGAUUGACUUUGAGAAUGACUACAAAACAAUGUAUCCUACAUUUAUGGAGAGUAUUUGGUGGGUGUUUAAGGAGCUGUACAACAGGGGACUAGUUUAUAAAGGGUCAAAGGUCAUGCCCUUUUCCACUGCCUGCAACACCCCUUUGUCAAACUUUGAGUCCGGACAGAAUUACAAGGAUGUGGUGGAUCCAGCAGUUAUUGUAAACUUUCCCCUUCUUGAUGAGCCCAAUGUUGCUGUUAUUGCCUGGACAACAACACCUUGGACAUUGCCCAGCAACUUGGCUGUAUGUGUGAAUCCAGAAAUGGUUUAUGUAAGAGUGAAAGAUAAUGCCACAGGGAAGGUGUACAUUAUGAUGGAAGCUAGACUGGAUGCUUUGUUCAAGAAAGAAGAUGAAUAUACAGUCUUGGAAAAAUUUAAAGGAAAGACACUGGAAGGCAAAAGAUAUGAACCAAUUUUCCCAUACUUUAAAUAUAUGAGAGAGAAGACUGACGCCUUUCGCAUUCUUAUGGAUGACUACGUUACAGCUGAGAGUGGUACAGGUGUUGUCCAUCAAUCACCAUACUUUGGAGAGGAUGAUUAUCGCGUGUGUAUGAGAUAUGGUGUCAUCACCCGAGACAUGAAAAUCAUCUGUCCUGUUGAUGCAUCAGGAAAGUUCACAGAGGAGGUCACAGAUUUCAAAGGCCAAUAUGUCAAGGAUGCAGACAAAGCAAUAGUGAAAAACCUGAAGCAGAGGGCACGUUUAGUGCAUCAGUCCACAUUUAAGCAUAGCUAUCCAUUUUGUUGGAGGUCAGAGACUCCAUUGAUCUACAAAGCUGUGCCCAGCUGGUUUGUGAGAGUAGAACAGGCAACAACACAACUACUAGAAAACAACCAGAAAACCUACUGGGUGCCAGACUUCGUGAAGGAAAAGAGGUUUGCUAAUUGGCUGCGAGAAGCCCGUGAUUGGGCGAUAUCACGUAACAGGUACUGGGGGACACCUAUGCCCCUCUGGAUCAGUGAGGAUGGGGAGGAGGUUGUGUGUGUUGGGUCUGUGGAAGAACUGAAGAAGUUGUCGGGUGUCGAAGUCAAGGACCUCCACAGAGAAUCAGUGGAUGAUAUCACCAUUCCAUCAAAGCUGGGAAAAGGAGUUUUGAGACGCACCCCUGAAGUGUUUGACUGCUGGUUUGAGAGUGGGAGCAUGCCCUACGCCCAAGUACAUUAUCCGUUUGAGAGAAAGAAGGAGUUUGAUGAUGCAUUUCCUGCUGACUUUAUUGCUGAAGGAAUAGACCAGACCAGGGGAUGGUUCUAUACCUUGCUUGUUCUCUCCACUCUUCUGUUUGGGAAGCCGCCAUUCAAGAAUCUCAUUGUUAACGGAAUAGUGUUGGCUGAGGAUGGAAAUAAGAUGAGCAAAAGACUGAAGAAUUACCCAGAUCCAAUGCUGAUUGUCCACAAAUAUGGUGCUGAUGCACUCAGACUCUACUUGUGUAACUCUCCAGCUGUGAAGGCCGAGGGUCUGAAGUUUAAAGAAGAAGGAGUAGAACGAGUGCUUAAGGACGUUUUCUUGCCUUGGUACAAUGCUUACAGGUUCUUCAUGCAGAAUGUUGACAGAUAUCAGACUGAGGAGGGAUUAGAAUUUCUGUACAAUGAGAACAAGAUCACUAAAAGAGCAAACUAUAAGGACCGGUGGAUCAUGUCACUAGCUCAAUCACUCAUCAAGUUUGUCCGGGUGGAAAUGCAAGCCUAUCGCCUGUACACUGUAAUGCCCAGACUUGUCAAGUUUGUAGACCAGCUUACCAACUGGUACGUCAGAAUGAACAGAAAGAGGCUAAAGGGAGAGGGUGGCCCAGAUGACUGUAGGGAGGCCUUGGAAACCCUUUUCUCUGUUCUGAUGACCAUGAUCAGGCUUAUGGCUCCUAUGAUUCCCUACAUAACAGAGCACAUGUUCCAGAACCUAAGGAAACUGAUUGACCCAGAGUCAGUGGGAACUCAGGACAUACGCAGUGUUCACUUCCUAAUGAUUCCAUCUUACCGGGAAGAUUUCAUUGAUACAAACAUAGAGACUGCAGUUGCUCGCAUGCAGUCUGUCAUAGAACUGGGGCGGGUUACACGGGAGAGGAACACAUUACCCCUUAAGUACCCUCUCAAAGAGGUGGUAGCCAUUCACCGCGACCCAGAGGCCUUAAAUGACAUCAAGUCCCUCCAGUCAUACAUCAUGGAGGAGCUGAAUGUCAAAGAGGUCAAGGUCACCCAGGACAAGUCCAGUUAUGGAGCACAUCUAGUAGCAGAGGCAGAUUUUAAGACAUUAGGAGCAAAGUUGAAGGGAGCUGUGAAGACUAUUUCUAAAGCUGUAAAGGAACUAACAGAUGGUCAGCUUGAAGAGUUCCAAAUGACAGGAAAGAUAAAUGUUGCUGGUCAUGAGUUGGUUGAGGGAGACCUCAAGUUGAUGUACAAGUUUGACAGCACAAAGGAAGGAGCAAAGAGUUCAUAUGAUGCCCAUUCUGAUAAAGAGGUGUUGGUAUUGCUGGAUAUAGUGCCAGAUCAAAGUAUGCUGGAUGAGGGGGUAGCUAGAGAGGUCAUCAACAGAGUCCAGAAACUACGACAAAAGGGAGGUUUAGUUCCAUCAGAUAAGAUUACAGUGUAUUACAAGGCAUCUGAGAAUCUGGAUAAGAUAAUCCAGGAAUUCAGUGAUUACAUCUGUAACGCCAUUAAGCAGCCAUUCUUACCUUUCCCUGUCCCACCGUCAGAAACCGUCUUCCUCCAGGAGUCCAUGAAUGUGAAAAAAGAUAAACUGGAGAUGGCCAUUGUAAGACAGGAUGAGUCCAGUGGUCCUAGUGAGACUGUAAGCUUUCUUCCUCCUGCCCCAGCAAAGGCAGCUCCAUUCUGUAGAUUUGUUAAUGCCGUCCUGGUGGGGAUGCCUUCACAGGAGGGAGUAGAGGGUAACCAGGCCACCGUCCUGCUGGAAAACCCCUCAGGAAAUGUGGUUACGGAUCUUCAACAGCUGACUGAUCAGAUCAAAGCAGUAUUUGGAGUAAGAGGAAGACGAGUCCUGCUAUACACAGACUCUGGACUGAAAAAUGAACUACCAGCCACCACAAAACCUGAAAUGUUGGCAGGUCUAACAUUAUACAUGACCCCCAUGGCAGGGGCACAAGGAGUAAACUACACAGCCAUGGCAACACCUGUCUGUCAUUUUGUGAACGUGGAAUAUACAAAAGGAGGCAAUAAAAAGGGGACACUGUUCUUAGAAAAUCCCAGGGGAAAUAAACUGAGUUUUGAACAGUUACUUGAACAGACAGCAGCUGUGUAUAGUCUGAAUGGCAAGAAUGCAGUGUUAAGUCGGACAAAGGAUAAGGCAGGAGCUGUAACUGCUGAUAAUACAAAGAAUAUUACAGAUCUACAUGGCUCAACACUACAACUUUUAGUGUAACGAUGGUCAGAUAGCUAGAUGUUUAAUUAUUGACAGUGACAGGAGAUGAAAUUACUGUGCAUUAUUUAUUUUUAACCUAAAAUUAUUGCAGACUGUGAAAUUAAUUGUAAUAUACUAUUCUCAUUGCUAAGAAUGAUAAUCUGAUUAAUGGAAUGAUUAAUGUAAUUUUUUUCACAUUAUGGCCUUAUCUGAUGCAUUGAAAUGGUUUUCGUACGUGAAACAAUGAAGGAAAAAAGUAUAG